CUGGUUGUCUUGCUUUCCUUUGACGACAUUCACCUCCAUUCCUUACGCUUUCUCUCUGUAACGACCUCAUUCAACACCUCCGCUUUAUCGCCGACAUCAACAUCCAGCUAUGCGUUUCAGCACCAUUCUCGCCCUUGCACUGGCUACCGCCUCCGCUGCGCCUGCGCUCGCCUGGUCCGUCGAAUCCGACGCCAGCGAACUGCUAUCCCGGGCUUACAAAGGGACUGACGGCAAGGUGCACUGGAGCCCCGGCGUGCGCCAGGGCAAACAGGGCUGCGGCAGUGCUAAGCCCCGGUCCGUUAAGGAAGAGCUCUACGCGCGUACUUACAUUGGGCCGGGCGGGAAGGUUCACUACGCCCCUGGUGUACAAGGCAGCAGACGUCCUGGCUCCCAUCACGGUCCGAAGGGGGCAGGCAGACCGAGGGAGCUCUAUGAGCGUGACCUCUUCUACGGCUCGUUGUAUUUGGAUUGAACAUGACAGUACAUGUCGACUGUUGCGAAGUGUGAUGUAGUACAUUAUGUGUGGUCGUUACAAAUAGGAUUGGCUUGUGAAUGUCUCACGACUCUGGACAAACGAAUAUGCCACAAGACGCGCAUAGCACCCAUCCUCAUCGGAGGAUACAUGGAGUUCAUACUGUACAAAUGUAACUAGAGUGGGGGUUUCGAGACUAGAGUAAUCAUAAACGCGACAUUGAGGAGCACGAUGUGAAUCAAUAUGCUGACAGCUUCGACAGCUUCUCCGCGACGAGGCUCUUUACUGCUGAAUUGCGCGGCGCAAUGUCGCAAAGAAAUUCCUCAGGAUAGCUGGAUAAUGCUA
Messenger RNA from Rhodofomes roseus, 817 nucleotides. RefSeq lists its product as uncharacterized. The record is from RefSeq and is a predicted model, not a curated record. The coding region runs from base 110 to 472 and encodes 120 amino acids. The transcript has 3 exons. Lineage: Eukaryota; Fungi; Basidiomycota; Agaricomycetes; Polyporales; Fomitopsidaceae.